UUGCACGACCGGCCGUUUGGGCUAUCAAGAUGCAUUCUCCUUUCGACACGUGUCCCCCCGCACGGAUACCAGAGCAAAAUUCCGUCGUAUUUACAUACGCUUCUCGAAUCCGCUCUCUCCGUCACCGUCGCCUCCUCCUCCUCCUCGUCCGUCCAUUUUCAGUUUUGGUCGGGAAAAUUUAAUGCGAUACUGUUGAUGACCAUGUCCGUUGCUGAUCGUCGCAAGCUCUUCACGUUGUGUUCGAUGUGGCAAUCGGGGAAUACUUCGUCUUCUUCGUCCUCCACUCAGAAUCUUCAUCAUAGUAUCCAUGGCCCUAGUGAUAGAAACUUAACUGCGUCGAAUAAUAUGAAAACUUCAUCGUCUUCCAAGACGGUGUCCUCUGUGGCGAAGUCGCUGUUGCCUCCUCGCCGUCGGCUUCGGCUUGAUCCUAACAAUUGCUUGUUCUUCCCUUAUGAACCCGGGAAGCAGGUAAAGAGCGCCAUCAGGUUGAAGAACACGAGCAGAUCUCAUGUAGCUUUCAAGUUCCAAACUACCGCCCCCAAGAGCUGUUAUAUGCGGCCUCCUGGUGGUAUUCUGGCUCCAGGAGAAAAUUUUAUUGCUACUGUCUUCAGAUUUGUUGAGCAGCCCGAGAAUAAUGAAAAGCCAAUGGACCAGAAGAGCAAAAUUAAGUUUAAGAUCAUGAGCCUUAAAGUGAAAGCAGGAAUCGAAUACGUACCCGAGCUGUUUGAUGAACAGAAGGACCAAGUAACAGUUGAGCAAAUUUUGCGGGUCGUAUUUGUAGAUCCAGAGCGACCUAGUGCUGCUCUUGAAAAACUAAAACGUCAAUUGGCCGAAGCGGAGGCUGCACUUGAAGCACGCAAGAAACCUCCAGCAGAAACAGGUCCCCAGGUUGUAGGGGAAGGCCUUGUGAUAGAUGAAUGGAAAGAAAGAAGGGAGAAAUACCUUGCUCGUCAACAAGUUGUGUAAAGUUAGAUUUACUGUUGCAUUACACACUUUUCCAGUGGUAAAUCUGUACAGGUAUUACCAUCUUCAAUCCCUGGAUAUCUGUAAGAUGAAAGGAGUUAGUUGGAAUGUUCAUCGAGCGGAAAAAUAAUACGACAUCGACGUUGACGUCAGUGUUGUUACUUAUGAAAUGAGCUGCAGGAAAGUUGAAGAACUCGAUCGAGAGUCGAAUGCUAUGCCGCUCAUCGUAGAUGAUGAAUUCUGGUUGUGAAAAUAAAUGUACCUGAGCUUAUGAUCAUAAGAUUUCGAAGUUUUGGAUGGAUAAGGUGUAGAACUAAUUAAUGUGGUGAAAGAUGUUUUUGCAGAAAUUACAUACUUUGAGGUUAAAUCUGGGUGAUGCUUCUCUUAUUUAAUCAAGAAGCAGGCCAGGUUAUACAAUGUUUGUAUGGCUUACUAUGCGGCAACUAUUUCAUUUUUUUA
Molecule: messenger RNA, 1422 nt
Organism: Cucurbita pepo subsp. pepo (vegetable marrow)
Lineage: Eukaryota; Viridiplantae; Streptophyta; Magnoliopsida; Cucurbitales; Cucurbitaceae
Product: vesicle-associated protein 4-1
Biological process (GO): endoplasmic reticulum membrane organization
Cellular component (GO): endoplasmic reticulum membrane; plasma membrane
Source: RefSeq, a predicted model, not a curated record